Molecule: messenger RNA, 3704 nt
Organism: Siniperca chuatsi (mandarin fish)
Lineage: Eukaryota; Metazoa; Chordata; Actinopteri; Centrarchiformes; Sinipercidae
Gene: smc5
Product: structural maintenance of chromosomes 5
Exons: 24
Coding region: 85-3321 (1078 amino acids)
Biological process (GO): double-strand break repair via homologous recombination
Cellular component (GO): Smc5-Smc6 complex
Molecular function (GO): ATP hydrolysis activity; ATP binding
Source: RefSeq, a predicted model, not a curated record
GUCCAACCAGUUUUCAUCAACGACUAGCGCGAGGGCGAACGAACGUGCAAGUAGUCCCUUGGCAGGCUACUCUUUUUAUUUAUCAUGGCUGAGCCCAGCAAAAGACGGCGAAUCAGUCAUGUUAACAGCAGUUCACAAACUUCUACUAGCGGCAUGACGAACACGUUAAAAGGUAGUCAGCCCGAUGGAACCGAAGUAGAGAGUCGUUUUGUGGAGGGAUCCAUACUUCGCCUCACCAUGAAAAACUUCCUGACCUAUGACUACUCUGUGGUGUAUCCCGGACCUAAUCUGAACAUGAUUGUUGGAGCCAAUGGAACUGGCAAGUCUAGCAUCGUGUGUGCCAUCUGUCUGGGUCUGGCUGGCAAGACCGCUAUCCUGGGCAGAGGCGACAAGGUUGGGCUCUAUGUCAAACGUGGGUGCCAUAAAGGAUUUAUUGAGAUUGAACUGUACAAAAGUGGUGGUAAUGUAGUGAUAAACAGAGAGAUCCAUGUGGAGAACAAUCAGUCGCUGUGGAUGCUGAAUGGAAGACACUGCAACCAGAAAGCAGUGGAAGAGGAGGUCAAGGCCCUGCAUAUCCAAGUCAGCAACCUCUGCCAGUUUCUGCCUCAGGAAAAAGUGGGAGAGUUUGCCAAGAUGACCAAAAUUGAGUUGCUGGAGGCAACUGAGAAGUCAGUGGGACCACCAGAGAUGUAUGAUUACCACUGUGAGCUCAAAAACUUCCGCAACAGAGAACGAGAACUGGAGAACGUUGUGAAGGAGAAGGCCAGCUUCCUGGAGAAGGCCAAGCAGAGGAAUGAGAGGAACAAACAUGAUGUGAACCGUUACUACGAAAAGAAGAGGCACCUGGACGUGAUUGAGUUGCUUGAGAAGAAGAAACCGUGGGUGGAGUACGAGACCACCCGUAAGGAGCUUGAGGGUUUGAAGAAAGAGCGAGACGAGGCUAAAAAGCAGCUCUCUGCCCUAAAGCAGGCACAGGCACCCAUGCUGAGGAAGAUCCAGCUGAUUGACAACCAGCUGAAGCCCACUGAGGCACAAAUAAAGGCAAAGACUGUUGCCAUCAAAGAAGCCUCUCUGAAGUGCAAACAGAAACAAGAUCAGUUGGAUCGAAAACACAAAGAGAUUGAAGAUAUUAAACAAACACAGAGACUGAAGCAGAUGGAAGAGGAAGACCACCAGAAGCGCAUCAGCAACACCAGACGGACCAUUGAGGACUUGAAGGCAGAGCUUGCCAAAGUUGGCGACCAACCAGAUGUGACACCGCGGAUCAAUGCCGUCAAUGUCGAGCUGAGGCGCAUCCAGGUGGAGAGAGCCAAGAUUGAGGGAGAGAAGUCCGACCUACGCAGGGAGAAGGACAACCUCUGUGCUGAGUCCAGAAUGUUGGAGAAAAAGCUCAAGGACAUGAACAACAUGAUGAAUGCCAAAGAGGAGAAGCUGCGAGGACGCCACAGGGACACACACACUGCCCUCCAGUGGCUCAGACAGAACAGACACCUCUUUGAAGGAAAUGUCCAUGAGCCCAUGAUGCUGGUGAUCAAUGUGAGAGAUAAUCGCUUUGCUAAGUACGUGGAGAACCACAUCUCAUUCCACGAUCUGAGGGCAUUUGUCUUCCAGAGAAAAGACGACAUGGAGAGGUUCAUGACUGAGGUCCGUGACAAGAUGAACCUGAAGGUGAACUCCAUUUCCGCUCCGGAAGAGUCGUGUUCUAAGCGGCCACCAUCCCGAAACAUUGAGUCCCUGAGGCGUUUCGGGUUCUUCACCUACCUACGUGAGAUGUUUGACGCCCCUGAUGAGGUGAUGAGUUACCUCUGUCACCAGUACAGGGUGCAUGACGUCCCUGUGGGCAACGAUCAAACUAAAGCCAUGAUUAGAACGGUGAUUGAGGAGCCGUACCUCAAGGUGUUAUACACAACAGAGGAGAGGUACACACUGAAAAGGUCCUUAUACUCCAACAAGAUCAGCACCAGUAAUUCCGCAGUGCACCCUUCCCAGUACCUCACCAUCACUGUGGACGCUGAAGAGAAACGGCAGCUGGAGCAGCAGAUGAAGGCCUGUGAGGUAAAGUUACGAGAGAUUGAUGAACGGAUGAAAGCCCUGCAGAAGGAAGCUGCCGCACUGGAUCGCCGUGACAAUGAAUUGUUGGCGGAGAAGAAGAAGCUCUCUGAACUAAAGGGCAAAAAGAGACAACUGGAGCAGAAAAUCAGCACCAAACAGGACAGUCUGAGGCAGAUGGAGCAGAGUGUUAUCGACCUGCAGAAGAUUGAAGAGGAGACUAAAGAGAAAAUUGCAGCUGUCAAUUCCCAGAAGGUGUCCAUAGUCGCAGCGUUCAUAGCCCAAAUGAAGCUGAGAGCCAAGCUGACUAUAGAGAAGGUGUACCUGGCUUUGGAGACAGUGGGGCUGACAGCUGAGAAGACCAAGCUGGAGAAUGAUUGUAGAGAAGGCGCCUCUGAACUCAAGACAACUGAUCAAAAAUGCAGCCGUCUGGAGCAGAGGAAGGUCCAGCUGACAGAACAAUGCAAAGGCCUGUUGAAGAGAGCGAAGACAAUCUGCAGGAUGCAACCUGAUGAGUCAUUACCUGAAGACCUGCGUAAUGCUUUCAGCAAGCUGCCUGACACGCUGGACGAGAUCGAUGCCAUGCUGAACGAGGAGCGUUCCAGAGCUGAGUGCUUCACUGGCCUCAGUGAAAGUGUUGUUGACGAGUACAACAGGAGAGAGCAGGAGAUCAAACAUCUGGAAAAAGAGCUGGAAGAUAAGAGCAAUGCCCUGAACACCUACCGACAGAACAUAUCAGAGGCUAAGGAGCGCUGGCUGAACCCGCUGAAGCAGCUGGUGGAACAGAUAAAUAGCAAGUUCAGUGAUUUCUUCCGCUCAAUGCAGUGUGCAGGAGAGGUUGAUCUGCACUCAGAGAAUGAAGAGGAGUAUGACAAGUAUGGGAUCCGAAUUCGGGUGAAGUUUCACAGCAGCACUCAGCUCCACGAGCUGACGGCCUACCAUCAGAGCGGAGGAGAGCGCAGCGUCUCCACAAUGCUCUACCUCAUGGCCCUGCAGGAGCUCAACCGCUGCCCCUUCAGAGUGGUGGAUGAGAUCAACCAGGGAAUGGAUCCUGUAAACGAGAGAAGAGUCUUUGACAUUGUGGUCCGCACAGCCUGCAAAGAGACAACAUCCCAGUACUUCUUCAUAACACCCAAACUGUUGCAGAAUCUUCAGUACGCUGAGGAGAUGACCGUCCUUUGUGUCCAUAACGGCGCCCACAUGCUUCCCCCCAACCAAUGGGACGAGAAGGCUUUCAUCAGGCGGUGUCUCCAAAGAAAAGCCAGGGCAUGAAUCCACCAGGCAGCCCUGUCCUGCCUGGAUUCAGUUAGUUUCCAGUUCAGUGAGUUAAAAUAUACAACUGUAAAAGUGAAACUGAUGUUUAUCAGUUAUUAUAGAGAUUUAAAUUUUGUUCUGUUGAAGGGUCUGUUACAAGCACAACAAUGAAGUUUUUUGUUUCAAAUAGGAUGGGAGUUGAUAAAACAGGUUUACAGAAAAUAGAAAUAUGCAUUGAGCAUAUUUGUUUCCUCAUUUGCACAUUUUUCUAUUUAUUCAGCAACAUGUUAUCUCGUUAGAUAAUACAAAAUAUGUAUAACUUUUUCAUCUCUUCCUUAACAGGUCAUAUGCACAUGUUUAUACUGUAAAUUUGAAUAAAAUUGUCUGCUGUUUCUGUUCUA